Messenger RNA from Canariomyces notabilis, 989 nucleotides. RefSeq lists its product as uncharacterized. The record is from RefSeq and is a predicted model, not a curated record. NCBI's taxonomy places the organism in Eukaryota, Fungi, Ascomycota, Sordariomycetes, Sordariales, Chaetomiaceae. The coding region runs from base 247 to 984 and encodes 245 amino acids. The transcript has a single exon.
GACGAUAUAGAACUAUUUGAUAAUUGGGAAGGGCUUUAUUUGCUGCAACUCACUACGGAGUACCAUCCGCUACAUCGUGGAUAAGGUAGUACGGUCUUGUGAAUGUGAAUGUAAGUGCGUCAUCGUACCUCAGGUGCCUUAUUCCACUGGCAUUGACGUCAGGAUUCCAGCCGCACACGCAUCUGGAACAUCAUCCCUGUCAUGCCCUGAACAUGGACGCCCGACAUUUGAAUGCUCAAUCCUAGAAUGUGCCUCCGAGUGUUUAGCCUCAGCUACAAAGCCUACCUUGGGCACCCAGCUGCCAAGCGAUACACUGCCAGCAUGGCCACCACACUUGCUGCAUCGCAGGGACAAGGCCUGGGCGAUUCGGGCAAAGUCAACUUCCCUACCGACGCGAAGCUGCCGGGCAAACAUUUCGAGCCCCGUCAGACCAACGACACACCUAGCGACUACACGCCCAACCCGAGCAAAUCGCUGCCCCUAUCACCGGCUCGCAGGGCACUGGUCGAUGACAUAAUCUCGCUCUACGAGCUGGGCGCCACGGUGGAACGAGUGAGGCGGUACACACCCGACGCCGUGUACAACGACGAGUUGGGCUACGCCGACGACCGGUACAAGAUCGCGGGGCAGUGGUUCGGCCUGCCCUACGUCUUCAGCGCCGGCAAGAGCAAGGGCCACGAGGUGGUUACCAAUGACAGGGACCUGAUCCGGUUCCGCCACGAAAUGGAAUGGACGCCGAAGCUCGUGCCCAAGACGAUCCGGCUGCGGUCGCUCGUCUCGCUCGCCCUCGACCCGGCAACCGUCGACCAGGAUUUUAUCCGAGUCAAAUACCACAAGGACCAGGCCAGCGCUGAGGACUACAGCAAUGAGGGCGUCGGGGCCAUGUUGAAGAAGUUGCAGGCUGAGAGUACGGCUAGAGUAUUGAGCGCUGUGAACGAUGAUCUCAAUGCUUUUGCUCCUGACAAGGGCGCGGGUGGUGGGUAAGAGGU